This is a messenger RNA of Parastagonospora nodorum SN15, 2199 nucleotides long. RefSeq lists its product as hypothetical. The record is from RefSeq and is a predicted model, not a curated record. Bases 1 to 2199 code for a protein of 732 amino acids. The transcript has 5 exons. NCBI's taxonomy places the organism in Eukaryota, Fungi, Ascomycota, Dothideomycetes, Pleosporales, Phaeosphaeriaceae.
AUGUUCACUUCCGACGUGGCUGCAGUCAGCUUUGUCGGAUUGUCACCUGAAGGUAAGCUAGGCCUCAGUAAAGAAACAAACGGCAGCGGUCUUGGCGCUCAUUUUUGUUUACAUCUCGCCCACCUGCCGCGAGCAACAAACAUCUGCACCUGCCCCAUCAUCAACUUCGCCAUGAGUGCAGAGAAACCGACCGUCUGGAACGCUCCAGCGUCUGCUCCGCUCAUCGACCCGAAUGCAUUCAUCGGCAAGAAGCCAGCCAAAGUCAUUCCGGUUCCAUCUGAGUACCGCCGUCAGACGCUUGCACGAGAGCGCGACACUCUUGUUCAUGACCUUAGAGUAGAGACCAACUGCCAUGUUGUCCCUCAUUGGGACCAGGGCAUGAUCAGGUCCUUCGACAUCUAUGGCGCUGCCACCUGUGUGGAGAAAGCCACUGGUCGCAUUAACCAUUGGAUCUCAAAUGCGCACACAAAAGCCUUGGCCGCCUCGGCUUGGGGAAAGAUCCCAGCUUACAACUACGACAAAUGGUAUUACAACAAGGUGGAAGAGUGGGAGAACACACGCAAGCAGCUCUACAGAGGCCCAAUCCCUGCGCAGAGCCAUGCAGAUGCGCCCAGCCACUUCGACGUCGUAGAUUGGCCGACUAUUCUCAGCGACGAGCUUCUUACCCCUCGAGACGUAUUUGGCGGCAAGCUCGAACGACUGGACAAGCUUCGUAUGCAGGACAAGGUUUGGUUGACACUGCAGCAGAACGAUAUUGGCACAUGGCAGAUCGAAAUCGCCGGGCAUGAGGACGCGGAGGUAGCAGUAGCAAAGGAACACUUGCAUACGCUGCUUGAUCAGGUGCGCACAGACGCUUCUGGUAUACAAAAUGCCUACAACAUUGUCCUGGACGAGCGUGAAGGCAUCGAUGUCGAACUACAACAGGAUGAUUCGUGGUGGCCAAACCACAACGACAGAGUUCUGCCGCGCCUACUUCCCUCUCCUAUGAUGGACAAACCUGGCAAUUUUCGCCAGGAAUUUCUGGCCGAGAAACACCUGGCGGGUAUUCAAAAUGCUGUUAAACAGGGACUCGACAGCGUUCGUCAUAAGAAAGGCUCGUACGAUUUUGCGAUUCGUCUGGGAUGCCUCGCGCUUAGCUCUAAACAUGUCAACGAUGAGAGAAUUGGCGAGACCUUCACUAAAGAUACGUUUCUGAAAGAUAUCAACGGAAGGAUUGCACUAGACGUAAAGAAAUGGCUCGCGAAUGAUGAGUUUGGCUACCGCAUUCUUCACCGGCUUAUGGCCAGGGGGGACGUUCUGGAGCCAACUAGGUCUGCUGCAUACUAUGGAUACAUCCCGAGUUCCUUGCCUGAAACCCGUCCAAUCUUCCGGGGAACUUGGGUGUUCCGCGACCCAAACAGCACUGUCAGUCUACCGCGGAUGGCACCUCGCCACUCGGGUCGCCCAGUACCUUUGAAACAGAGUUCUACAGCCAAGGAGAAUGCUUCUCCUCCCCCUUCAUCUCUAUAUGUCGUUCAGGUCGACUGGACAGACGAUGAGCAGGGCCAGUACGAGAGGGGCGUGCCUAUGUUCUAUCAACUUAAGCCUGGACAACAGGGUCCUGUCAAGAACAUGGACGUGAACAUGCUGGAGCUUGGAGAGAGCCGAGGUUGGCACUUCGCACUCGAGUCUCUAGAACCUGUUGCGACCCACACGGUGCCACCUAUUUUGGCCAGCUUUGUGAAAGGCGUCACCAUGAAGCACAACUACAACACGUCCUCUACCGGAAGCUUUGCAGAGUGGGAUUCUACACCCACCGUCAAGAGACACCUAGUCACGGGCCGUCUCGACAGCAUCUACUGCUUUGGUAUCAAGGAUACUUGCUACAAGGUGGAACUCACCGCUAUGUGGUACCCGCAACAGCAGAAGCCAGUCUGGGGCCUUGCUGUCCGCCACCCUGAGUGGGCGAGACAUCUCGCGGAGCUGGAAGAGCUCCCCGUUGGUCGCCGUGCGGAUUGGGGAGACACAAUCUUGAACUUCUUCCCCGAGGACGGUCAGAUGUCGACCUAUACUGCGGACACCGAGAACAUCGGCAUAGAGAGACUCAACAUCAGCGAUGAUCUUCCGGUCGGCAAUGGCCUUCGCAUCUUGGUGGAAUGCCUCUUGAGGCUGUCCGAGAUCGUUAGCUCGGUCACGGAUGAGGGGGGUAUUCAGCUCUGA